CAGAUGUUCAAUACCACAGCCUGCUCUCAUUUCCUGGGCGGAGAACUCGCUAUUCUAGCAAAGCAACAGGAACCAGUUCAAAAGCAGCUGAGAAAACGGCGAAGCGCACAUGAAGUGCAUCUGUGUCACCCACAAGCUCUGACAAGCUGUUAGACCGUAGCCAGCCUUUGACACCAAAAAUAGGAGGAGAGGCGGAGAUCGGGCUGGUGGAAACGGAGGAUGCAAAAGAUUUGAGAAGAGUUCAUCGGCACAAUUUAAAAGAAAAUAACAGUAGAAGAAUGGCAGGACGGAUGGACUGAAAAGGGGAAAGGAAGGACGCCUGAGAGCUGAUUACAGACCCUUUAUUUUCAUUACUUCUGCUACUGUAACUGUUGCUGAUUUCCGAGCGGGGCCCGGUUUGUGAGCCGUAUUCGGUGUUUCAAGAGCCACGAGUUGGGGCCGUGGUUUCAUAUCGUUUAGGCUCAAAGCGGUUCUAUUUAUCUGAAGCCAGCAGGUGGGUCGUUUUUGCAGUAUAUUAUAGGAUUAAUUCUUAAUCAUUUUGUCCGUGCGUGUGAGAAUCAGUGGGAAAGCACUAGCGGAGAUGGUCUUUGGGGAAGACACCGAAGUCCCUCAAGCACUUGGUUGUCUGAAUAAAAAAAAGGAACUCUUCAUGAAGUCCGUUAACAUGUUGAAAAGUCAUACUGCUUUUUCAGUUUCGAUCGUCUCUUAUAAGUAGAAAAAUGUUAGCCUGAAUUACUGUAAUACAGUGCUGCAAAUCGUAGCAUGUUUUGACUGUUUCGUGUAUUUCCAUUGCUCAUUUGACACUUGCACUAUUUUUUUUUUAUCUGCAGUUCUUUGAGGGUUUUGAGAUUAUAGCACUUGAUGCAGUCGACUCGUGCCGUCAUUGAGCUAAAGAGGAAGUUCUGUUCUUAUAGUUCUGUAUGUGUUUGAGAUUUCUGUACCAGUUCCUGCAGGGCGAGUACGGUGAGAAAGUCCCAGAGGUUCAUUCUGCCAUUUAUUUGACUAUAUAGGCGAGGUUUAAUCUCCUGGGGAAAUUAUUGGAACGUUAAAGUCUGAUGACGCUAUUUUGUAAGCCUGUCCUUCGGCAAUGAAGGAAGUGGAGUUUUAGGUAUAACAGGAAACACACCAAUUAAGUUUUGUCGAAACGAUAUUCAGGCUAAAAUGUAUUCGACCAUCUCUCAUAAGAGACCUUGUUGAAGUCACGUGUCUAGGAGAAUCUGCAGCAGUCUGUGUAAGACAGUGUAAGAGGAAGCUGAUGUUGAAAUUGCACUUUAGGGGGUGAAACAAGGAGUUUCAGGUUCGUGUUGCCGCUGGCAUUUGUGUGGGUGUGUGACGGUUCAGCAAGGCUUUCUGGCUGGAAGCUCUGAAUUGGAUUCGGCACCAGGGCGGUGCUCAGAAACUCAGGCUCCUUAAGGGUGUGAGAGUUUCCGUGGGGGGGGGGGGGUGACCCCUGACCCUGGCCGUCAGUGCAGGACAAUCAGCAGAGGUUACAGCGAGACGCCUUUGCUCUCACACCUCCUACUCUGAAGGUAUUUUACAUUUUCCGGGGCGGCCUUAGUGACUGGGAGGUUGACCAUGUGGGCUGGUUGGCUGACUCUGGCUGCAGUCUGGGUGCUGGGCACCGUGGGUGGCAGCGACGGAAUGUCGACCUGCAAGACGCUGGACCUGGAGCUGGUGAAGAGGAAGCGCAUUGAGGCCAUCCGGGGCCAGAUCCUCAGCAAGCUGCGGCUGCUGAAGGAACCGGAGCCCGAGGAAGGCGACGAGGGCGAGAACAUCCCCGUCUCCUUGGAUUCGGCUUACAGCAGCGCGGUGAACAUGAGCGCGGAGUGGGCAAAGCAGCACCAGGACCAGCCCUUGUCUCCUGAGCAGGAGGAGGAAGAAUACUUUGCCAAGGAGGUGCACAAGUUCAACAUGAUGAAUCCCUCUGAUAACAAUGCGCAUCAGAUGAUGUUCAAUCUGAGCGAGAUUCGGGCAGCGCUGGUGAACGAGCAACUGCUGUCCUACGCCGAGCUACGGCUGCCCAUCAAAACGGUUACCAUGGACAAGGACGAAGAGCAGAGGAUGGAGCUGUACAGCGGCGUUGGCGAGAAGGCUCGCUACCUGGGGUCACGCUUCGUCAACUCCAAGAUGACGAACCAGUGGCUGUCCUUCAAUGCUACACAGACCGUCAGGGAUUGGCUACUGGGCAAUGAAGAUAUCCCGCAAUUCCAAAUGAAGCUAUACUGUAGCUGUGGGGGUUCGCCUGAAAAUUUCAAGUUCCAGAUGUCAGGAAUGACUAACACGAGAGGGGACCUAAAGACCGUGUCCCAGAACGGUGAGAAGCCGCAUCUCCUGGUGAUGUCGAUCCCUCAGGACCGCGCCAGCCAGCUCACGUCACGCAGAAAGCGCUCUACUGCCACCGAGGAGUCGUGCUCCGAAAACAAUGAAGACUGCUGCGUGCGUAAGCUGUACAUUGACUUCCGGAAAGAUCUGGGUUGGAAAUGGAUCUACAAGCCGAAAGGAUACCACGCCAACUACUGCAUGGGCUCCUGCACGUACAUCUGGAAUGCGGACAAUAAAUAUUCUCAGAUCCUGGCUCUGUACAAACACCACAACCCAGGGGCGUCAGCACAGCCCUGCUGCACACCUCAGGUUCUGGACCCCCUGCCCAUUCUCUACUACGUAGGGAGGCAGCACAAGGUAGAACAGCUGUCCAACAUGGUAGUUAAGACCUGCAAAUGCAACUAAACACGGAUGAGAGGGAUGGGUGAAGGAGAGGCCAUCCAAAGAUUCAGACUCAAACACAAGCGAUGAAAAGGAUGUGGAGAGUUCCUGCCUGGGGAGUCCCCGUCUUCCCGAAACCAGGAAGAAUCACCAAAGGAGAAAUAAUUUGAAAUUCUCAUAUAUGCAUCUUAUAUAAAAUUAUACUUUUAUACAUUUCAGUUUCCUCAGAGGUAUUAAAUAUCUUGCAUAGACUGAAUUAAUUUAUUUUCGGCAGUCUUACAGCUGAGUUUUGUUGUAUAGUAACUUGGGAGGCAGCUGAAUGGGGCAGUAGCAUGGUGCUGACAUGGGCCUUGUUGUACGAAGGGAAUUUAAUACACUGGACCGUGCGUCAUCACACUGGACCGUGCGUCAUCACACUGGACCACACUCAGCUGAGAUCUUGGAGGGUCCCGGGUGUCCGCACGCCAUUAAGGAGUGUGAUCUGUGACAGCGGUGGGGACUCCACGGACAGAAUAGGCGCUGUCACCACAUGAAAAGGACAGCGGGCAGACAGCGGUCACCUCAAGGAUGCCUUUCUGACCAGAGGGCCGUCAGAGCACAUGGACUUCUGGAGGAGUCCGGGCUUCCAGCCUUGAAGGAAGAGCGUACCAGUGCAAGAUAUUCUGCUUUUUGGAGACUGAGUCAUAGUACAUCUGAGAUAUCAUUAUACAAUGGAGUGGGAUGACUGGAUUAGGGUUAAUGUGAACCUGCCUUUCAGUGGUUAGACUGGUUAAACCCUCCUGCCCCUCAACACACACCUGACGGAGCACGCUAACUCCUUUGGCCUGCUUGCUUGGCAAAGUCCUCGUGUUUAUGAGAUUCGUGUUUCAUUUUACGCUUUUGUAUCCGAUGUAUGUCUUAGUUGUUUUAGUCCUGGGUUAAUUACACCUCAUGUUAAGGGCAUAAUUAUUAUUACUACAGAAUACAGUACAUAAAAAAACCUGUUUUGCUUUA
Molecule: messenger RNA, 3696 nt
Organism: Brienomyrus brachyistius
Lineage: Eukaryota; Metazoa; Chordata; Actinopteri; Osteoglossiformes; Mormyridae
Product: transforming growth factor beta-1 proprotein-like
Exons: 7
Coding region: 1576-2727 (383 amino acids)
Biological process (GO): transforming growth factor beta receptor signaling pathway; BMP signaling pathway; SMAD protein signal transduction
Cellular component (GO): extracellular region
Molecular function (GO): growth factor activity; type III transforming growth factor beta receptor binding; cytokine activity
Source: RefSeq, a predicted model, not a curated record